Messenger RNA from Macrosiphum euphorbiae (potato aphid), 612 nucleotides. NCBI's taxonomy places the organism in Eukaryota, Metazoa, Arthropoda, Insecta, Hemiptera, Aphididae. The record is from the annotation of a GenBank genome assembly.
AUGUGUGAAACUCGCUGGAUUGAACGUCACGAAAGUAUAACUCGAUUCAAAGAGUUGUAUUUGAGCAUUUACCAUGGAGAAGGAGUAACUCAGAUGAGUUUUAAAAAUAUUUUUUCUGAUUACGAAAAAGCCAUGCUUGAAGGUGAUAUUAAGUCUAUUAUAUUGUCGAAAACAGCAGGUCGGCAAACUUGUCGAGAUAACACGCCAGCCGAUUCACCAGAACAAUACUAUAAACGUACUAUUUUUUUGCCAUUAUUGGAUCAUUUUAUUCUUCAGCUAGAAGACAGGUUUUCCAAACAUCAUCGCGUAAUGUCCACUUUACAAUCAUUAAUUCCUAAGUACAUGACUCAAAAUACUACAUAUUUAAACAAACUUAAGGAAUGUGCACUGUUUUAUAAACCAUUAAUACCUAAUUUUGAUACGUUUGAUACUGAGAUUAAAAUCUGGCAAACACAGUGGCAAAAUGUAUCUGAUGAUGAUCUCCCAAAAUGUUCAUUAACUACCUUAAGUCAAAUUAACAGUGAUUUCUAUCCGAAUAUAAAGUGCCUUUUAACAAUAUUAGCUACUUUGCCUAUUUGCAAACUACCUCGAAAAUUAGAUUUUAUAUUAUAA